Hermetia illucens (black soldier fly) is the source of this 887-nucleotide messenger RNA. RefSeq lists its product as uncharacterized. Gene Ontology annotation, cellular component: Golgi membrane. NCBI's taxonomy places the organism in Eukaryota, Metazoa, Arthropoda, Insecta, Diptera, Stratiomyidae. Bases 115 to 759 code for a protein of 214 amino acids. The transcript is spliced from 4 exons. Gene Ontology annotation, biological process: vesicle-mediated transport; protein secretion. The record is from RefSeq and is a predicted model, not a curated record.
CAGAAUCAGUUCUACCAACUGAGCGUAAACAACAAGGAACAGCUCACGACGUUUACUUGACAGCAGAAAACUAUCAACAUAAGAAAUUGACGUCGUGACAGCUCACAAGAAAAAAUGUCAUCGGCCACGGUCCCUUUGCUGGACGAUGAUACGGUCCCAUUCGGGGAGGAGGACGAGAAUGCCGCUGCCAAAAAAUACAACCACCCGUACGUGGUGUUUUUCCAUCUGUUCUUCCGGGCGGCGUCGAUUGUCACGUAUAUGCUGUGUGGAUGGUUCAGCGACUCGUUCAUUUCCAGCUUCGUGAUGGUUGUGCUGCUCUUGUCUGCCGACUUCUGGACCGUCAAGAACAUCACGGGAAGGCUGCUGGUCGGGUUGCGGUGGUGGAACUACGUGGACGACGACGGGAAGUCGCAUUGGGUGUUCGAAUCCAAGAAGGGCACCAAUCAGCAGGGGCGGAUCAAUCAAAACGAGGCUCGAGUAUUCUGGCUGGCGCUGAUCCUGUGCCCCGCGAUGUGGGGCAUAUUCUUCAUCGUUGCGCUGUUCGGACUCAAGUUUAAGUGGCUCUUGCUGGUCAUGAUUGCGCUGGCGCUGAACGGGGCAAAUUUGUAUGGUUACUUCAAGUGCAAUUUUGGAGCCAACAAGGACUUGAAUGUGGCAGCGACGGACUUUGUGAAAACGCAGCUUUUCAAGAACGCAGUGGAUAUGAUGACUAAACCCGCGCAGCAGCCGAGCACGGCACGGCCAACGGGCGUUGUUUAGGAGGAAGUUAUCAUUUAAUUGCUUAUUCCAUUUAUUUUCCAAUGUCAUAGUUGUAAGUCCUCGUGCGCCGGUUAUGAGUGUCGUGUCUUAUUGUUUGUGAUCAUAAAUAAUAAAUUAGAUACUAUUUA